Messenger RNA from Lutzomyia longipalpis, 1520 nucleotides. It is a transcript of the gene Paf-AHalpha, whose product is annotated as platelet-activating factor acetylhydrolase IB subunit beta homolog. The transcript is spliced from 3 exons. The record is from RefSeq and is a predicted model, not a curated record. NCBI's taxonomy places the organism in Eukaryota, Metazoa, Arthropoda, Insecta, Diptera, Psychodidae. Bases 109 to 783 code for a protein of 224 amino acids.
CAUUUCAUUUCUAUCGGUGUGACAGCAGUGUGUAAAACCAAAAAGCGCAAAGAAAAGAAGAAAAACAGCAAUUUAAUUGAAUUUCACGUAUUUUGUGGGCCAGUGAAAAUGAGUGCGUGUGUGCCGACACCCCUGGAGGAUAAAACCGGCGAAAAUCGAUGGAUUUCCAUACACAAGAGAUUCGUUUCUGAGCUCCGGGACAAGGAUCCGGAAGUAAUUUUCCUCGGGGAUUGCAUAUUGGAGGGGCUGCAGUUCACUGAGAUGUGGAAUGAGUGCUUCGCCCCAAUGCACUGCCUCAAUUUCUCCAUCCGCGACGAUAGGACGGAGAAUACGUUGUGGCGGAUUCACAAUGGUGUCUUAGACAAUGUCAAGCCGAAGAUUGUUGUCGUGCACGUGGGUACCAAUAAUGUCGACAACGCAGCCCAGGAGAUCGCCGAGGGUAUCGUAGCCGUGGUUCAGGCAAUCCGUGCGCGCCUUCCGGAUGCCUACAUUGUCCUCCCAACACUCCUACCUCGUGGGCAUCAGCCCAAUAAGUUGCGUGAGAAGAAUAAUCAGGUGAACCAAUUGGUGGCCAGCAAGUGCUCAGGGAUGCCACGUGUGCAGAUUGUGUCAAUUGAAAAGGGACUCGUGCAAUCGGAUGGCACCAUUAGCCACCACGACAUGUAUGAUUACCUGAAUCUCACGAAUGCUGGCUGCCGGAAAGCCUUUGAGCCCGUCUACGAGCUCCUACAUCAGAUACUCACGGAAAAUGAACCGGAAAAGGAUCUCACGCCGUCUGAAUAGAAAGCUCCCUGCCCCCCUCCCCCCCCCCAAUCUCCCCCCUCAGCCCAUGACUUGAACGUUUAUUUAUUGAAUUCUUGAAGAUUUUUGCAUUUCUCAGAGGCAAGCUAUUCUCUCUCUCUCAUAAGAUACUCAUUAAGCACCCACCUACCUACCCACUAGCAUUCCCCCCUCCCUCAUGCACUCAUUUCGUCACUCCCCACAUGUUCCCCCUUCUCAAAGUAGUUUUGUAAUUUAUUUGAAUAAUUUAUAAGUUUUUAGAAGGAAGAAAAUUAUAGAGUUGUUAGUGAAAGAAAAAGAAAUCAAAGCUUAAAAAUUCCAUUUUGCUUAUAAAACUUAGAAAUGAGAAAAGAAAAUACUUUAAGACAAAAAAAACCGAAGAGAUCCUUCUUUACAGUUUACCUCAAAGUCUUCAACAGCUCUGUGCAAUUUCUACUUGAUGAACCCCAAAGUGGUUCGCCUAAAGUUGUCUGUAUUUUUUUGAAAAAAAAGAAAAGAAAAUAUUUUUGAAGCCACCCCCGUGAGAAAUUGCUUUUGGAGACACACGCAGCAUGACAAGAAGAAGAAGAGCAAAGCAGAGGUAAAACAUUGAAAAAAGAAAAGAAAAAGUUAUUAUAUAUUGAAAGAGGUAAAAGAAAAAGAUAUUGUGAUGUAUUUGUAUUAAAUUAUCAAAUAAAUUAUGAAGGUAAAAAAUACAGAAAAUAAUUUGCAAAUAAAAUUUUUCUACACUUUUCAUUGCA